This is a messenger RNA of Hipposideros armiger (great roundleaf bat), 954 nucleotides long. RefSeq names its product pepsin A-like. Gene Ontology annotation, biological process: proteolysis. Lineage: Eukaryota; Metazoa; Chordata; Mammalia; Chiroptera; Hipposideridae. The record is from RefSeq and is a predicted model, not a curated record. Gene Ontology annotation, molecular function: aspartic-type endopeptidase activity. Bases 32 to 832 code for a protein of 266 amino acids. The transcript has 7 exons.
UUCUCUGGAGACUUGAGACCCAGGAAGAACCAUGAAGUGGCUGCUGCUGCUCAGCUUGGUGGUGCUCUCUGAGUGUGUCAUCAUCAAGGUUCCCCUAGUCAAGAAGAAGUCCUUGAGGCAGAACCUGAUCCAGCAUGGCCUGCUGAAGGACUACCUGAAGACGCACAGCAUCAACCCAGCCAGCAAGUACUUCAAGGAGGCCGCCUCCAUGAUGGCCACCCAGCCCCUUGAGAACUACAUGGAUCCCUCCUUUCCUUUCAUGGCGCUGGGCACAACCAGCCAUCGUGCAUUCGCGGGACUGCGUGUUUCAGACCCACCAGGCAAUGACCAGAGUGGCAGCGUGGUGAUGUUUGGUGGCAUCGAUUCUUCUUACUACACUGGAAACCUGAACUGGGUGCCCCUUUCUUCUGAGACUUACUGGCAGAUCACCGUGGAUAGCAUCACCAUGAACGGACAGACCAUCGCUUGCAGCGGGAGCUGCCAGGCCAUUGUGGACACCGGCACCUCUCUGCUGGCUGGCCCCACCAAUGCCAUUGCCAACAUCCAGGGUUACAUUGGAGCCAGCCAGAACUCGUACGGCGAGAUGGUGGUCAGCUGCUCUGCCAUCAACAGCCUGCCCAACAUCGUCUUCACCAUCAAUGGCAUCCAGUACCCUCUGCCCCCCAGUGCCUACAUCCUGCAGAGCCAGCAGGGCUGCACCAGCGGCUUCCAGGGCAUGAACCUCCCCACCAGCUCCGGAGAGCUCUGGAUCCUGGGUGACGUCUUCAUUCGUCAGUACUUUACCGUCUUCGACAGGGGGAACAACCAGGUGGGCCUGGCUCCCGUGGCCUAAGCCUGAGUCCUCCCGGCCACCUCCCAGGAAGACCCAGCCCCAGUCCUGCGCCCACUCUCCAUGUAUCUAAUUGUCCCAGUGGUUCUUCCUGUGGGAUUGUGAAGGUGGAAUCUUGGCCCUGC